Molecule: messenger RNA, 4338 nt
Organism: Chroicocephalus ridibundus (black-headed gull)
Lineage: Eukaryota; Metazoa; Chordata; Aves; Charadriiformes; Laridae
Gene: SNCAIP
Product: synuclein alpha interacting protein
Exons: 12
Coding region: 437-3307 (956 amino acids)
Molecular function (GO): ubiquitin protein ligase binding
Source: RefSeq, a predicted model, not a curated record
GCCGCCCCCGGGAGCGCGCCCGCCGGGCCGGGCCGGGCGAGGAGCCCGGCGUGCGGCGGGGCCAGCCCCCUCCCGUCCCUGCCGGCCGCUGGCCGGUGGAAGGGCAGGGGCGGAGGGCGGGGCGGCGGGAGCCGGGCCGCUGCCUGCACCGGCGGGGAGUGGCGGGGGGCGGCAGCCGAGAGGCGGCACCUGGGUCCUUCCCCCGUCUCCAUCACCCCGCGGCUGCCGUGAAACGGCCGCGGCCGAGCGGAGCGGAGGGGUGAGACUGAAAAGGAGCUUUUCACAUUUCUGAACUGGAAAGUGCGCAUAUGUCAUGACAUCGGGGGGCUAAAGUAUCUUCCCCGGAGUUCAGUUUUGGAGACUGGCUGAUUUGGCAGCUCUGGUUUUCAGGUCUUUAUUACUGCGCUGACUCACCCAAAAUGUCCAUAGGAGAAUAAUGGAAGCCCCUGAAUACCUUGAUUUGGAUGAAAUAGAUUUUAGUGAUGAUAUAUCGUAUUCUGUAACUUCCCUCAAGACCAUCCCAGAAUUAUGUAGAAGGUGUGAUUCACAAAAUGAAGACAGAUCAGUUUCCAGCAGCAGCUGGAACUGCGGAGUCUCAACUCUUAUCGGAAAUGCACAGAAACCAACAGGAAUUGCAGAUGUGUGCAAUAAAUUCAGACCAGUGAAGAGGGUUUCCCCAUUAAAGCACCAGCCAGAAAGCUCUGAGAACAAUGAAAGUGAUGACCAGAAGAACCAGAAGGGAGAAUACCAGAAAGGCAAUGAUUCUCAGUCUGCACCUCCAAAUGACGACCAGAGUCCAGGGGAAGGAGAGAGCCUUAAAAGCAAAAACAUUGAGCCCACUGUUCUACUUGGGGAGCUGGAGCACUAUGACCUGGAUAUGGAUGAAAUUUUGGAUGUGCCUUAUAUUAAAUCAAGCCAGCAACUUGUUCCUUUUACAAAGGUAGCUCCUGAGAAAAAACUUUUGGGUGUAUGUUCAACAGUGAAUGGUCUUAGCGUCAAGACCUGCUCUGCAGGGAGCACAGAGAGCUCGCCUGCUGGCGGGACGCAGUUCUGUGUGCUGUCUCCUGUGAAAGGCUCUCAGCUGAGAAAAACGCAGCCUAUUGUCCUUGAUCAGCACAAGCAUUUAACAGAAGAAUUAGAGCUUUCCCAGCCUUUAGUUAAGUGUAGCUCAGUCCAUGAACAUGAAGCCCAGGGCAAGGGCUUCCUCAGCAGGACAUUUGUUGAUCCUCAUGCUCACAAAACUGAGAAGACUAUGCCAAACUGCCACCUGAGGACUUUCCACCUGCAGACGGCAGUGUCAGAAAGCAAGCAGCUAGAGGAACUGAGUAUGAACUGGAGCACUGCAGGGGCCCCAGAAGAGAAGAGCGAAGAGGUGAAAAAAAUUAAGAGCAUCUUAAACAUUGUAAAGGAAGGCCAAAUAUCUUUACUGCCACAUUUAGCAGCAGAUAAUCUGGAUAAGAUCCAUGAUGAAUGUGACAACAAUCUGUUGCAUGUAGCAGCAUCAAAGGGACAUGCAGAAUGCCUGCAGCAUCUCACGUCUUUGAUGGGUGAAGACUGUUUGAACGAACGAAACAUAGAGCAGCUAACUCCAGCUGGAUUAGCAAUAAAGAAUGGUCAGCUGGAGUGUGUUCGAUGGAUGGUGAGCGAAACAGAAGCUAUUGCAGAAUUAAGUUGCUCAAAAGACCACCCAAGCCUUAUUCAUUAUGCAGGUUGCUAUGGCCAGGAGAAAAUCCUUCUAUGGCUUCUUCAGUUUAUGCAAGAACAAGGGAUUUCGCUGGAUGAAGUCGACCAGGAUGGAAAUACUGCUGUUCACAUAGCAGCUCAACAUGGCUAUCUAGGAUGCAUACAGACAUUGGUUGAAUAUGGAGCAAAUGUCACCAUGCAAAACCACGUGGGAGAGAAACCCUCACAAAGUGCUGAGCGACACGGGCACACCAUGUGUUCCCGCUACUUAGUAGUUGUGGAGACAUGUAUGUCAUUGGCCUCUCAGGUUGUCAAGCUAACUAAGCAGCUGAAGGAGCAGACAGUGGAACGUGUGACAUUACAGAACCAACUCCAGCAGCUUUUAGAAGCCCAGCGGUCAGAGGGCAAGUCACUACCCACGUCCCCAAGCUCGCCAUCAUCUCCUGCUUCUGGCAAACCCCAGUGGAAACCAUCCGAAGCAGAUGAAUUGUCUCCACCAAAAAAUAAAUUGAACACCCAAGAUGGGAUUCAGAUUCUUGGCAGCUUGGGAACUUCUAGUCGCGCUCGAGCCAAGAUAAAAGAUGAGGACUCAGAUAAAAUCUUGCGCCAGUUGUUGGGGAAGGAAAUCUCUGAAAAUGUCUGCAUGCAGGAAAAGCUGACUUUGGAAUUUCAGGAUGCUCAUGCAUCCUCCAAGAACGUGAAGAAGAUUUUGCCAGAGAAAAGGGAGUUGAAGUUAGCCAGACUGAGGCAACUGAUGCAGAGAUCACUGAGCGAGUCUGACACAGACUCAGCUAAUUGUGAGGACCACAAGAACACCCCUGUGAAAAGAACUGACAAACCAAGGCCUCAGCCCAUAGUGGAGAGUGUAGAGAGCACAGAGAGUCUGCACCUGAUGAUUAAGAAACACGCUUCUGCAGCAGGCCGCCGCUUCCCUUUUGGUAUCAGGGCCUCUAAGUCUGUGGAUGGCCACAGUCCUUCCCCUACUUCAGAGAGCAGCGAUCCAGAUAAUGAAGCCCCGUAUCAGUCUGGUCCUGUUCCUCAGAGCCAGUUUUGUGGAGACAACUCUCCGUCCAGCACGGACAGUGCCACUGCUCAGAAGGUUGCCACCAGCCCUAAGAGUGCUCUCAAGUCUCCCUCUUCAAAGCGCAGAACCUCCCAAAACUUGAAACUCCGAGUAACUUUUGAGGAGCCUGUGGUGCAGGUGGAGCUAGCAGAGUCAGAACUAAGCGAGGAAAAGGAUAAAGACCGGGGCAAAGGACUCAUUCGGGCUCCACCCGGCUCUGGGGAGCCAGCAGGGGACCAGCUGAAAAGGCCUUUUGGAACCUUUCGGUCCAUAAUGGAGACGCUGAGUGGCAACCAAAAUAACAACAACAACUGUCAAACAGCAAACCUGAUCAAAACCUCAUCGACGCUGCCUUUUACCUCAUUAGGAAGGAAGACGGCAGACAGCAAAGGAAAUCCAGCAGCUCUCACAAAAGGAAGAAACAAGCCACGCACAGCCUGCUCCUGUCAGAGCAUAUGGUUGGUCUGUAGCAAAACGUACUGGAUACAGACCAUCCCCUCUCUGCAGCCAACUGAGUGCCCUUUCUGGGAUCCCAACAGCAAGAGGGGUGUCUUCAUUUAGGAGGCUGGCUCUCUUGUUCAGAAGAAAGGAGAGAAUACUUUGAACAAAUGUACCUUCCAAGAGAAAGGAAAAGGUACUGAAUGAAAGGAAAUACUGUUAGCGCAGUGUGUUUGUGGAGCAGAGAGGAGUGCGAGCAUGUGGAGACACAAAAAAAGAGUUGAGUGAGAGGGAAUGGCAGAUGAUUUAAUCCUUUAUGAAAAACAGGGUGGGAGCAAAGGGCUGGAUGGAAAGACAUGAGGCAAAAGAAUACUUUCAAGAUGAAAAAAAAGAACACACAGCAGGCCAAGAGGAGGAGGAGGAGGAGUGAAUUAUAUACUGUAAAAAGUAUGACAAGGUAACGGGAGAAAAACACAGGAAAAUAUUAGACAUAGAGGAGGCAAAAUGAGUAUGGAAAAGAAACAGUGGAAAGAGAGAACUGGGAAGCAGUGAGCAGUCCAUAUUAGUGGGUACUGCUAGAAGAGUAGUGCUGUAGCAGAAUGUGGAACGAAAUUAAAAAUUCAAAGGAGACCUAAUAGGCUAAAUUGAAGUGGGACUGCAUUUAUUAAGAUUUACUCAGAAUCACAGUAUGAACUACUGAUUUGAGCCUUUAAAGAUAAGCACCAUCUAGUCAAACAGAUGAUUUAACACAGAAGUAUUUUCAUAACACAAUGGCAAUUUUUUUCAAAAGAGUAUUCAAAUUUUAUGACAGAGGAAAAGACAUUUUGUCUUCAAAGAUGUUCUCAUAGAUUAUGAGGUCAUGAGCAGUUUUCAUAGUUCCCUAAGAAAUUUGAAGAGUUGGAUGAGGUAAUUCUAACAGUAUUGACGUUUGCACUGUAAGACGCACGUUGUCUGUGAAAAGGCCAUGUCCGCAUGUCAUUGUUGCCAACAUGAAUUUGUAGAAAGAGUACAUUUUCGUACCAACCCAGAGGCCCACAACACACAUCUCAAAGAGGUAACAGACUCAGCCACAUUUACUAACUCAAAAAGAAGUCCCUUAAAAUGUUAUUGUGGCUAUUUGACUGCAUGUUUUACAGGUUUCCAUGUUUGCAUGU